Molecule: messenger RNA, 2945 nt
Organism: Psylliodes chrysocephalus
Lineage: Eukaryota; Metazoa; Arthropoda; Insecta; Coleoptera; Chrysomelidae
Source: the annotation of a GenBank genome assembly
UCUAGAACACUAUAAUAGCGCACAAAUCUCAAAAUCGAUAAAUUUUGAGUUAUGGUGGUCUUGUACUCACAGUGCGAUAUAUGGUAUGACCCCCUCGGAGAUAAACAAAAGUCGGCGACUAUGGCUGUGUAUAAAUUGCGUUAAUAGUUUCUGCAAAUUUUUAAUUAUUAUCAUUUCUUAAAAUAGCAUGCGAAAAUUGGAAAAAUUUUCAUUUUUUUGUUUAUUAAAAAAAUUGUCCGAUUUGAGUCUACCGCGGGAUUCUAAAAAUACGGUCAUCGUUGGUGAUGGCAACGAGCAGGUAAUAAUUUUCGUAUUUUAGACUGUGAAUUUAUACAAAUUCCUACGUGGGCAUUUCUAUUGUUUUGUACGAAGCUGUUCCAAUCCCCAAACAAUUCUUUACAUUCUAACACCUUUGUUUUGGACGAAAAAUGUAUAUGGCCGAAUUCCAAAUGAAACUGCAAAUCACACAUUCUAGAAUAUUCAGUCCGGUGUGUAUGAUAUCAUCUGCAUGAUUUUGAUAUUAAAUAUUUUGUAAAAAGGGUUAUUUUUUCAACAUUUUGACAGUUUAGGAGAGCAACUAGGAGUUAUUGAUCUAGUGCUUGUAUGGUCAAAAAAUUUUGAAAUAAGAAAACGAAAAUGAGUUCAUAUAAAGUGGAAUUAUACGUCUACGAUUUGUCUAGAGGAAUGGCAUCAGCAAUUUCACCAAUGUUGCUUGGGAAAAAGAUAGAUGGAAUUUGGCACACAUCUAUUGUAGUUUAUAAUAGAGAAUAUUUUUUUGGUUCUAGAGGCGUUGAAAGUUGUAAUCCGGGUACUACUGCUAUAGGAAAUCCAUUAAGGGUGGAAAAUUUGGGUGAUACACAAGUUCCAUACUCUGUAUACAUUGACUACUUAAAAGGAUUAUCUGAAACAGCUUAUGCUGGAAGAACCUACCAUCUUCUGAAUCACAAUUGCAAUAACUUCUCAAACGAAGUAGCCCAAUUCCUGUGCGGGGUAUCAAUACCAAAGUACAUACUCGAUCUUCCAAACGAAGUAUUAAACUCUAGUCUCAGCUCGGGCCUUCUUUCUCUUGUCUCUCAACUGGAAAAUAGCGCCAGACCGAUUGGUGAAGAGCAGUCGAACAGUAUUAAGGAACAGAGUCCGGAUUUUGAGCAGCUAAACACACAAAUCGAGGAAGCCAGAUAUAACUCGUUUCUCUUGGAACAGCGACGGAAGACACUUAACGAAAAGAUAGCAAAAAAGGAGAGGAAACGUGAGAAGAAACGUAAAAAAAUAUUAGAAGCUGGCGGCGUGUUGCCACCGGAAUUAAGAGAGGAGUGUACAAUGGCGGACACAGAGGCUGUUAAUGGACAAGCUCAACUACCCUCUGACCAAGCAUUGGCUAUGGAAGAGGAAGAAAGAAGAGAAGAGGAGGCUAAGAAAAAGGCACGAGAUCCCCCAGUUGUUUUUAAGGACGUAAUAGAUGUCAAGGCAGAAUUUGAUGCCUUGGUUGCUCUUAUAGAUGGUAAAUUGACACCUGAAGAACAAAGAGCUACUGAAGAACUUCAACAGUACAUGAUUGGCGAUGAAGGUAGUUGGGCUUUAAGUGACGGAUUCCUCGAUUUCGUGGGAAGACUUUUAAACGAUAAUCAGUUUCCUCUUGAUGUGAGAGUCAAGACUUUUAACGUAUUAGCAGUAGCAGCUUUGAAAGACGAUGUAAUUUUGGUUCUACAUCAAGAUCGAAAGGAUCACGUUUUAAUGAAUUAUGCUUUCGAAAUCGACAGAUUAAGUAUGCAAGAACAAGAAUCAAUUGCUUUAUUUAUGGCGAACAUGUUCGAAAACCUUAGUUCUUCCGAGUGGCUGCUCUACAUUUCAGAAUGGACGUACAACAACACUCAGACCAGCAAUAUUCGAGUGACAACCAAAGUUGCCGUACAUUCGCUCUUAUCCGACUCUCCGGUGCUACAAGAUAGAGGCUCGGCCAUCAUUCACAAUCUUGCUUGCAAGGAGGUAAAAACUGUGGUAUUCGACGACGUGGCGGUAGAAUUAACCAUGGCGUUACUUCAAUAUUUCAACUCGAAACCGGCGGAAGAACAACUGUUUAGAUGUAUGAAAGCGUUGGCGAAAUUCGCUCAAGUUUCGACUCAAGAAGUUCCUCAACUCAUCCAAAUGAUCGGGCCGGAUCCGAAAAGUUUUAAGGGAACGAGUGAGAGAAUUGACAGCUUGAUUGAUCAGAUUAGUGUUAAGUUACGGUAAUUAGUCAUUGUCGAAACCAUUUACUUAGAAGGAAGGCCGAUUUUAUUUGUAUGUACUUGAUUUAAUUGUAUAUAUAAUUUAUGCUAUACUAUAGUCACCUUUUUUACAUUUUCUAUAAGUAAAUGUUUUUUAUAAUACAUUUUUCGAAAUUAAAUAUAGUUAAGGUAGGGUCCGAUUACAAUUAGAAGAACACGUCAUAACCAUUACUUCGAAUUUCGAAUACGUAUUAUCUAUAACUAUCAAUAAAUAAAAAAUAAGUAAGUUGUUAGGUAUAAGACAAUAUUGCCUAUAUUCCUACAAUAUUAAUAUUCCACUAAACCCCCAGUAGACUACGAUAACCAAUUAAUUACUUUGCCAAAUGAUGACGUAGCUGUGUUCUUUUAAUUGUAAUCGAACCCUAUAAUGACCGAUUUAGUGAAUUUUAGCAGAGCUGGUGAGGCAAGAGUUUUCAUGACAUUUUGGCUUUUUGCAAUGAAACUGGAUUACCUCUUUACUGGUUCUGCGUAUGUGUGGUCGUGUAUCUUGAAUUUGAUAUCAUUCUAAACCCAAAUUUAAGAGCACAGUGAAUAGCGAAAUUCUUUGCCUUAAUCCUGUCUGAAAGAUUUCCUUCUGGUGUCAUUGUAUUUUUUGUUUUUUUCAUGUUCCUUAUCGCGGAAUAAUAUGCCAUCGUAUAAACGAUAAAUAAAAAAUUGAGCCAUAUAUUUUGUCUGGAG